CUGCACAGCAGCAGGCCUGGAGACCGGAGUGGUGAACACCUGGGAAGGAAACCCAAGAGGCUGAGCAGCACCACUCACCGCUCUGAUCUAGGAUCACACUUCCAGGCUUUCAAGAAGGGAGACAAAAACAGAUGGUAUCUUGACAAGCCAACACCACUACCAAAAAGGAAAAACCUCAAUUUGGACACUGAAACCAUCACCUUCCUGUUGCAGUUUGCACAGCACCAGGCCGAGUGGUUACUCCAGCAGGUUUCCAGUUCUUCUUUGCUGCGAGGCCUGAUCCCAUCUCUGGGAACCUAUUGCAGAAUGUCUGCUCAGCCCAUGGCAAACCACAGAAAGAGCCAGGGAUCGAGAGUGGAGGGGAACCGGAAGAAUCGAGCGAAGAACCAGCGUGAUGCAGCGACCGCAGCUGCUCCCCCCUUUGGGACAGAGAGCAAACCCCUGCCCUCUCCCUCCGUCUUCAACUUAUUUGAUGAGGACGGGCGGCUGGAUGUCUUCCGCAUGCGCAAGCUGGUCUACGAGAGAGGCACACAUCCCAGUGAGAGAAAGAUCGCCUGGAAGUUCCUCUUUGGCGUGUACCCAGAGAAAUCCACAGCCGAAGAGAGGUGGGAGCUGGACCAGCAGAUGAUUUCGCAGUACCAGUGGAUGAAGUGCUCAUGGAAACAGCGCUUUCCCUGGGCCACCAUCAUGAAGGUUAAUUCUGACUUGGAGCUGUCCUUGGCCAUCGAGAAGUAUGACAAUCAACAGAAGGAACUCGAAGAAGCCAAGCCACCCACAGAGGCCGACAUCGAGCAGAGCAUAUCCUUCCAGUACGUUAAUGAGAGACAGUUCCGAAAGGCGCUUAGAGACAUCGAUGCAGACAUACCCCGAACAGACCGCAACCGAACCUUCUUCCAGCGUGAGGGACUAAUGAACCUGCUUUACCUCCGAGACAUUCUUGUCACGUAUGUGGCCUUCCAUCAAGACAUUGGAUACUGCCAGGGCAUGAACGACUUUGCCAGCCGCUUCUUGGAGACCCUGGGAAAUGAGACUGAGGCCUUUUGGUGCUUCCUGGGCUACAUGCGACGUUCGGCAUGGAGCUUCACCACCAUGGGCGUGCGCCGCAAGACACAAAUUUGUGAGGAGCUCCUGAAACAUGUGGACCCAGAGCUAUACAACCACAUAGAAAGUGUGUCCAAGGAAAAACUGAUCUUUUGCCUCAGGUGGCUACUGCUGCGUUUCCAGAAAGACCUGGACCACCCAGAUGCUGUGCGGGUCCUAGAGAUCAGUGCCUUGGAAUCUGAGAAGAUGAAUUUUGGAGCUUGGUUAUGGCUGACACGCAAGGAAGGUGAGGAGACAUCAGCCCCUUUCACAUCUGUGGAGCGGGAUGAGAUCACCUUUGAAGUGCUGCUUUGCAUUGCUGUCCUGAUCCAAAACAGAAAGCAGUUGCUACAAUUCCAAGAUGUCAAUGAAUUUUUCCUGUUUGCACAAAGAUUGCAGGGCAGACUUCAGCUGAACACACUGCGUGGGGAAGAGCGGCCAUGAGCAGCAUUUACUGUGGGAGCAGGCGGCUACAGAUGACUACAAAGAACACCUCACCUGUGGAGGAAAGGGUGUGAGUGUCUGCUACAGGAAGAAACAAGAUCUCAGCUACAGCCUCUUUGGGAGCCAGUCUUCAAUGAAGCUAUAAGCAUAUCAACCUAA
Hemicordylus capensis (graceful crag lizard) is the source of this 1683-nucleotide messenger RNA. Its product is annotated as TBC1 domain family member 15-like. The record is from RefSeq and is a predicted model, not a curated record. NCBI's taxonomy places the organism in Eukaryota, Metazoa, Chordata, Lepidosauria, Squamata, Cordylidae. Bases 307 to 1524 code for a protein of 405 amino acids. Gene Ontology annotation, molecular function: GTPase activator activity. The transcript has 13 exons. Gene Ontology annotation, biological process: activation of GTPase activity.